This is a messenger RNA of Acytostelium subglobosum LB1, 807 nucleotides long. RefSeq lists its product as hypothetical. Lineage: Eukaryota; Evosea; Eumycetozoa; Acytosteliales; Acytosteliaceae. The record is from RefSeq and is a predicted model, not a curated record. The annotation marks the transcript as partial. The transcript has a single exon.
UGCAUAGGCUGGACAAAGCCAAACAGGUGGGUCCUGGAACGAGUGAUCACUCCACACGCAUGGUGGAAGAAGAGAAUGAUCGAGGAGGUCAAUAGCACAUUGUCCAAGACACGACUCGUGCUCACAGACCCAAAGAGUCUGCGCAUACCAGACACCGUCAUCACUGGAUACAUUGAGUGCGUGAGCGACUCAAAGAUGAUUGGCCAAUUCAGGUUCAUCGACAAUGUGGACGCCAUCACCAAGUUUGAGGGCAUGCGCUUCAUGCGCGCCAAGGCCAACGCCUGUCCGUUCACCGGCGAGGUUGUCGGCUACUUCAACUUCACGCUGUUCCCACUGCGACAGGCCAAGGACAGCCGCAUCGCCGAUGAGCAGGAUCGUGAGGCCGUCACCGAGUUCCUCAGCACACUCACAUACCAGUCGCGUGGCGUCGUCGCCAACCUCGACAACCAAAUGAUGGCCUACAGCGCGCUACAAGAGCGAUGUCGCCUUGACAAGGUGUUUGGCGAGUACGGCAUGGACGAUGGCGACUGUCUGCUCGACACCGAUGUCAACAGUCCCUACAUCGUGUCUCUGAUCGAGACGAUCCAAAAGUCACUGGAUCAGAUGGGCAUUGGCUUCAACGCCGUGGAGGGCGGUUGCAAAGUGCGCUUCGCUCGCCAGACCAGCCACAACCCGAUCCGUAGCAGUGGAUACCUGCCAGAGAGCCAUAUGAAGCAAGAGAUCGCUCUUUGGAUUUACAACUCAAUCAUACUCGAUAAGACCAAGUUGUGGGGAGCCAAACUGAUCGUUGAUGAGGAUGAUUCCUAA